UUUUAAAUUGACGUCUUGAUGGUUGUGUUGUGUGUACAGUUUGAACCUAAUUGGAUUUUGUUAUAUUACAUUUUAUUUGUGCUUAAUAUGUUAAUUUUUAAAUGUGCGCUUAUAGUUUUAACUUCGACCUAUAUUUUAUCCCUUUGUUCUCAAGUCGUUAACGAAACAAACUUUUUCGACACUGGCCUUGCAUUUAUGUAUAUUGCCAGUGGAGCAUUCGCUGGCAAAAUCAUAUAUGACAGAUACCAGCAAAUUCAUAUACUAGGAUCAUUAACCCCCAAUCCGAAUGUGACUUCCUUUGCCAAUAGGAUUGCUUGUUUCUCAGCUUCAUUCCUGUCUCUGGGCUUCCUGGUCUACUUCUUUUUAUUUCUAUUCAAGGUAGAUGAACAAUGUCUAACAGCAUUGAAUAUAUUUAUAUGUGGGUUCGGAACUUUGUACAUGUGGGUACAGUGUAUCAUAACGACAUAUAUUUGUACAUUAUUUUAUGAUAGAAGGUUGACAGUAGUACGGCAAUGCCUUGCAAACGUGAGCUUCCCUGUUCUAGUUUUAAUGGCAAUUUUUGGUACGGUCUCUUCAUUUUUGCCUGAAGAUGGUUCCAAAGGCGUCUACGUAUGUCACGUCGUUAGUUCUCUGUGUAGUUAUAUUUUGGCGGGAAUAUUCUGCAUAUUUUUACUGUCAUUCGAAAGAGACUAUGAAUAUUUUUCAGAGGGGUUAAGAUCCGAUCUGUUACUCGAUGACGCCUGUUCGUUGAACAAUGCGUCACUCUCCGACACCGACAGCAUAUUUGGGACGCAAGAGCUCAUAUCGAACUCGAUAGUUAUAAAAGGGAGCAUUACUUGCGGUAAGGUCUCCUGACCCGAGGCCGUGCCCGGUCCGGGCACGGUACAGCAGCAUACUUCAAACUAUGCUCCAUCCAAAAGCUAUGGAAGUUUUGAUAGCACUAAAGUAGAUGUUAAAAGUAACAUAGUAAACAAUAAUCUCGAUCAUAUCUCACCAAUUAGAGAUAGUGUCAUAGAUAACGACAGUGGUAUGUCGUCAGGUGAAAACGACGAUUCCAUGAGAUACGUUUAUAAUCGUAACAGAAACGUUAGUGAUAGUUUAAGAUCAGCCGUAGCGGAUAAUGUAGUAACAAAGUGCCUAACCAAUAGUAAUCGUUGUGCUGUGCUCUGGAAUGAGAUUCCAAGUUGUUCAAAUGUUAAUAAUAAUAACGUCCUCAAAGCGCAGGGCUCGUUCAGGUCGCACUUGGCCGAGUCCGACGAAGUGGACGGCGUUGAAGAUAACUUAAUCGAUUCGGAUUUCAUUGUGAUAAAUGUAUCGUGUGAUGUUAACGAUGUUUGUGAUUCGAGGAAGUGCGAGUCUGUUGUUGGUACAAAUGUUUAUAGCAUCGAUUGUGAUAAUUCAAGGAUUCUUAAUUUAGAUUCGAACCGCAGUUUAGUUCCUGUUUCUAACAACGAAAUCGUUAAAUCCGAGAGUCAGAAGUUAGUAAGUCUGUCUCUGUCGAUACUCCUGGCGGCUCUGCUGCAAGCGAUGCGCUGUUUCGCCCAAUUCUUAGAAGACAUCGUUACUCCUCAGAGAUUAUAGAAUAAUUGUGUUCCGAUAAUAUUUUUGUGCAGUAUUGUAUUCGCUAGUUAUAAGAAUGAUUACUAUUAUUUUUAUUAUAAUACAAAUGUCAAUAAUAUAUUUAACUAUCCUCUUUUAA
This is a messenger RNA of Vanessa tameamea, 1699 nucleotides long. RefSeq lists its product as uncharacterized. The transcript has 7 exons. The coding region runs from base 19 to 855 and encodes 278 amino acids. Lineage: Eukaryota; Metazoa; Arthropoda; Insecta; Lepidoptera; Nymphalidae. The record is from RefSeq and is a predicted model, not a curated record.